CCCUAGUUUCUCUCAGUCUGAGUCUGGCAGUUACAAGCUAAGACAUGUUUUCCCGUCUUCGCAAGCGUUUUGGGAGGGGGAACGUCGAUUCUGGAGAGACUAGAGUGAAGGAGUCUGGCCUUUCCUCUCAAAGUAAUGAUGGACAAAGACAGCACUUCUGGAGAAUGUUCAACGCUGGGAGAGAAACAUCUUCCCCUGAAACUGCCCUAAGCGAGAAGCAGGCCAAGAAGGAAAAGGAGAGGCUGAUUAAAGAGCUGCAGCUCAUUACCGAGGAGAGAAAUGACCUGAGAUAUCGCCUGAGGUUUCUGACAGAGAGAUCCAAGAACAACAGGCCACACUUCAGGCCAAAUCCGUAUUACGAAGACCUGGAGAGAAUGGAGGAGGUGGUCAUGUCAAUUCUGCACAACUUAGAGAUGGAGAACACUGAGAUCCAUGAGAACAGCCAUAAGCUGAAGAAGGAGAUUACCUUCUCUAGAAACCUGCUCAGCCAGCUCCUGAUGGAGAACACAUGUAGGAAGAAGUUGGUCCCACAGAAGCAGGGGAGCAAGGAGGGACAUCUUGAUUGUGCACUGAACCAGAAAUAUUUGGUUGACUUCAACAAGAAAGAUAAAGACCAGCAACGUCCAGAUCCAGCAUCAUCAGGUCUCAGAAAGUGCAAGAGAACUGGAAUUGGACACACACCAGUAAGAGAGCUUCCUGAAGAAUGAGUUGCUUUCUCAGGAGUCCCUGAUGACAAACAUCCUGAAUGAAAACAGCACUUGAGAGACAACUUGGGGGACUGCCUUUCAUUAUGUGUGCUAGAGGAGAAACAGCAAUACGUCUAUGCUUCUAAAUGUUCGUUAAGAAUAUGCUCUUUAGAAAUAUUUUUGUUUUGAUUUUCAUUGAAGUUUUCUUUUUGUUGUUUCAUAUUUAUAUGUUCUUGUUACUAUUUUUCACUUUGAAAUAUUUUUAAAUAUUUUUAUUCAUUUUAAUCCUGUUUUGUUGUCAAAAUGUAUUUGUUAUCAAUAAAAAUUGAAUUCU
Molecule: messenger RNA, 1020 nt
Organism: Rattus norvegicus (Norway rat)
Lineage: Eukaryota; Metazoa; Chordata; Mammalia; Rodentia; Muridae
Gene: Dlg5l1
Product: discs large MAGUK scaffold protein 5 like 1
Source: RefSeq, a predicted model, not a curated record